Eurytemora carolleeae is the source of this 1483-nucleotide messenger RNA. Its product is annotated as elongation of very long chain fatty acids protein AAEL008004. The record is from RefSeq and is a predicted model, not a curated record. Gene Ontology annotation, biological process: fatty acid elongation, saturated fatty acid; fatty acid elongation, monounsaturated fatty acid; very long-chain fatty acid biosynthetic process. Gene Ontology annotation, cellular component: endoplasmic reticulum membrane. Gene Ontology annotation, molecular function: fatty acid elongase activity. NCBI's taxonomy places the organism in Eukaryota, Metazoa, Arthropoda, Copepoda, Calanoida, Temoridae.
GAGAAUAAUGUCGAACACUUCCCUAUUAGAAACCUGGAAGGCUAAUUAUGACUAUUUGUUUAUUGAACUCCGAGAUCCAAGGGUGGAUGAUUGGUUUUUAAUGUCCUCAGUUUGGCCCACUGUUGCUGCCUGCUGCCUGUAUUACUAUGUGAUCAAAAUUGCCGGGCCAAGGUUUAUGAAAGACAGACCUCCGUAUGAUAUUCAGAAUAUCAUGAUUAUUUACAACUUCUGUCAAACCCUUCUCUCAGCCUGGAUAUUUUCUAAGGCUUGCAAAUUCUGGGUAACAGGCAAGUACAAUUGGCUGUGUCAGCCAGUGGAUUAUAGUGAAUCAGAGGAUGGGUAUGCAGCCCUGGAUAUGACCUGGUGGUAUUUCUUCAGCAAGUACAUCGAUUACCUGGACUCCAUCUUCUUCGUGUUGAGGAAGAAGUUCUCCCAUCUCUCCAUGCUUCAUGUCGUUCAUCAUGGUAUCAUGCCCUUCACCGCCUGGUGGGGGAUCAAAUAUGUUGGUGGCGGACACACAACAUUCUGUGGAUUUCUAAACAUGGGUGUACAUGUAAUCAUGUACUUCUACUAUUUUCUCUCAGCAUUCGGACCUAAAGUACAAAAGUAUCUCUGGUGGAAAAGGUACCUGACUACCCUUCAACUGGUUCAGUUCGUUUCCUUCUUCCUUCACGCUACCUUCCCUCUGUUUAUCGAAUGUGAUUUCCCAAAAAUCUUCAGUUACGUCAUUCUCUUCCACGGCGGUAUGUUCUUCCUCCUCUUCCUUCACUUUUACAUUCAGGCCUACACGAAGAAGGGAGAUAAGAAGAAAGAUGUAAAAGCAAACGGAAGCAGAAAACAAGAUUAAUGACAACAAAAAAUUUACACCUAGAAAUUUUUAAAUGACUCAUUUUGUUAUUUUUAUGUUUUCAAUGCAGUUCACUAGUUAGGCAUGCACAGUGCACACUAAUGCUAUGAGAAAAAAAGACAUUUAACCAAGGAGUGUUGACACAUGUAAGGGAGGGAAAGCUAUGGAAUUCUCUGGGUUACUAAAUAUACGCUGUGAAUGUAGAGAAUAUCUAAUCAAGGAUAAGGACUAAGGAACGCCAAAAACUAGGUUGCCACCACCUAGCGGACGGUCCAAGAAUUAUAAUUUCUUUUCUGAACGCUACUUGCACUUUGACGCCGACACUGACAGUCCAUUUCUUGGUUAAGCUACUCUGUUAAUAAGUCUAUCUGUAACAAUAUGAGAAAUUUUAAACCAAAGUCCAAAAGUGUUCACGGUUUUCUAUAUAAAAAUACUCAUUUCUAACUUUCCAAGUUAAAGCUUGUUUUGAAAAAUAAUAUAAUAUUUUCGUCCAAGGGUCAAGUUUUUUCUCCUUUAUCUGUCAACAGACCUUGUCUUAACUAAAAAUCUAAUAAUAGUUCAAUUUGUUAAAGUAUUUCAACUAUCCUUGGUAUGUAAAAGUGCUAUUAAUGAUUUAAAAUAGAUCUUAGAAAUAAA